CUUUGAUUCAAUAAUGCAAGAUCUUAUCCUCAUCUCACAGAUAUAAACCUAUAUAUAUCCCAUCAACAAGCAACAGAAACGAAGAAACAUAACAGGUAUCUUCAACCAUGCAGAACUUUCCCUCAUGCAUGCUACUUCUCCUUGUAAUUCUAACCGCAAAUCUCUUGGUUCCUUCACUCUCAGAAAGAUGCAAUCCGGAUGACAAAAAAGCCCUUCUCCAAAUCAAGAAAGAAUUCGGCAACCCAACCAAACUCUCUUCAUGGGAUCCAACCACCGACUGCUGUAACGGCACAUGGUCUGGUGUCUCAUGCGACACCGACACACAAACCUUCCGCGUCAACGACCUCGAUCUCUCCGACCUCGACCUCCCUCAACCCGUCUCCAUUCCACCCUCCAUCACAAAUCUCCCUUUCCUCUUCUACCUUUCUCUCUCCCGCAUACCAAACCUCGUCGGCUCUAUCCCACCGUCAAUUUCCAGCCUCACCAAACUCCGGUAUCUCUACCUCAGCCACAGCAGCCUCACCGGCGUGAUACCCAACACACUUUCACAGAUCAAAAGCCUCUUAACCCUCGACUUCUCCUACAACAAACUCAGCGGUCCCCUCCCCGACACUCUCUCCUCUCUCCCUAACCUUAUCGGAAUCACCUUCGACGGUAACCAACUCUCCGGCUCUAUACCGGAGUCCUACGGCUCGUUUCCUGAUUCAUUUACAGUGCUAACUCUAUCACGAAACAGUCUCUCCGGGACAAUCCCAGCAUCUCUGGCGAAACUGAACCUUUCGUUUGUGGACUUGUCACGAAACUCAUUGGUGGGUGAUGCUUCAGUGUUGUUUGGUUCGAAUAAAAACACUCAGAAGAUAGUGCUGGCGACGAACUCGCUGGCGUUUGAUAUUGGGAAAGUUGGGUUGUCUGCGAAUUUGAAUUAUCUGGAUUUGAGGAACAAUAAAAUAUACGGUACGCUACCGGAGGGAUUGACGGGACUGAAGUUUCUGCAUAAUUUCAACGUGAGCUACAAUAGUUUGUGUGGUCAAAUUCCACAAGGUGACAACUUGAGAAGGUUUGAUGAGUAUUGUUAUGCUCAUAAUAAGUGUUUGUGUGGUUCUCCUCUUCCAGCUUGCAAGACUUGAAUUGAAUAAUGGAUCCCACAAAGUUAUUAUAUACAUAAAUAAAGAUGGUUGAAAGUUUAGAUUUCUAUUCAUAAGAAUAAAUGUAUUGAGUCGUGCAACUUAGAUGUUUGAAACUGCACCACUUCUAGAAUGUAAGCUUAGUAAGCUAUCUAAAAAUAAAUAAAAAUGUAUUGAAAAGAUA
Messenger RNA from Lathyrus oleraceus (garden pea), 1308 nucleotides. Its product is annotated as polygalacturonase inhibitor 2. Lineage: Eukaryota; Viridiplantae; Streptophyta; Magnoliopsida; Fabales; Fabaceae. The record is from RefSeq and is a predicted model, not a curated record. The coding region runs from base 108 to 1127 and encodes 339 amino acids. Gene Ontology annotation, molecular function: protein binding. The transcript has a single exon.